AUGCACCUCCGUUUACUGUUUGAGCGUCUUAAAGAGCACGGCCUCAUCAUCAACUCGGCCAAGUGUGAAUUUGGCCGGUCGUCCAUCACCUUCCUCGGCCACCAUGUCACUCCGCAGGGGGUGAUGCCACUCCCUGCGAAGGUGAAAGCAAUCAUUGAUUUCCCGCGCCCUAACACCGUGAAGCCCCUGCAGGAGUUCUUGGGGAUGGUAAUUUUUUAUAACCGGCAUCUCCCCCGCGAGAUGACGGGAGCGUUCGAGGCUACCAAAACUGCUCUUGCCAACGCCACCUUACUGGCGCAUCCGUCUCCCACAGCCCCAGUGGCUCUCACAACAGACGCCUCCCUCGGAUUACGCGGUUGGGGCUGUGUGCGAGCAGUUGGUGCGCGGAGCUUGGCAGCCGUUGGCCUUUUUCAGCAAGAAAAGCUCCGCUCCAGCGAGAGGAAAUACAGCACUUUCGACAGGGAGCUCCUGGGUCUAUUCCUUGCCACGCGCCAUUUCCGUUUUUUGUUGGAGGGGCGACAGUUUACGGCGUUCGUUGACCACAAGCCGCUGAUAUUUGCCAUGGCCAAGUCGACAGAGCCGUGGUUGGCAACAACGUCAACUCUCUGCAAUCUCGGAGUACACCACCUACAUUCAACACGUGGCGGGGACAGACAAUGUGGUUGCGGACUGCCUUUCAAGGGCAGUGACAGGCCUAAAGGCUGGUAUCUUUCUCUCAUGGCGCCUAACACAAAAGGACCUGCGUUUGCCUGGCUUGACCCCUCCAGACUCUACUGUAAUUCACAGGCGCUUGCAGACUGCGUCAAAGAUCUUCUCGAGCCAUUCCACAAUGACAGCGUUGAUAUUGUUGCAGGGAUUGAUGCAAUGGGCUUCAUUCUUGGAGCCUGUGUGGCCACAACGCUUGGAAAAGGCUUUCUGGCAAUUCGCAAAGCAGGACAUUUAUGUGUAGACACCCAAAGCCAAAACUACAGAGAUUACUCGGGCAGAGACAAGACCAUGGAAGUGCGGCUGGAUGUACUCAAAGCAGGUGUCAGAGUGUUGCUUGUGGAUCAAUGGAUAGAAACAGGAGGAACCAUGAAAGCUGCGAUUGAGCUGGUGGAAAGAUUUGGUGCAACUGUUGUGGGUGUUGCAGCUGUGGCUAUUGAAAAUACUGAAGGUGGACAGUGGAUAAAGAAAAAAUACAAGUUCUCCCACUGUAUUCCUGAGGAGCUCCAAAGCCAAAUUGAUCAAAAAUAUCUGGACUCUUUCAAAGUGAAUUGUGUUAACUAG
Messenger RNA from Knipowitschia caucasica, 1269 nucleotides. NCBI's taxonomy places the organism in Eukaryota, Metazoa, Chordata, Actinopteri, Gobiiformes, Gobiidae. The record is from the annotation of a GenBank genome assembly.